Rhopalosiphum maidis (corn leaf aphid) is the source of this 1489-nucleotide messenger RNA. Its product is annotated as proteasomal ATPase-associated factor 1-like. The coding region runs from base 285 to 1454 and encodes 389 amino acids. NCBI's taxonomy places the organism in Eukaryota, Metazoa, Arthropoda, Insecta, Hemiptera, Aphididae. Gene Ontology annotation, molecular function: protein binding. The transcript is spliced from 8 exons. The record is from RefSeq and is a predicted model, not a curated record.
AUCUAGUUUAUUAUACAUAUCUGUGACCCCGCACUACUAUUACGAUUCAUUGCCCAUAACUGGUUAACAUUUUCUUUAUAGAUCUUGUAUCAGACUAACCAGUAACCAAUACAUUUGAUGUUGAUAAUGGUUUAAAAAUCUUGUAUUUUAAAAAACAAAUCUGCUAUAUAACAUUAACAAUAUAAUACUUCUGAUUCUAUCUUCAUAGACGUCUUUAAAAUGAACUGUAGUGAUAUUUUUCACUUCUUUUUCACAAUAGAAAAUUUUCAAGUUGUUGAUCAAUUAUGAAUGAGCACUCUAUGUAUAUUCAACAUGAUUGGGAAGAAUGCAUCAGAUCUGCCGAAAAUCGUGUUUGGAUAUCUGUUAAGCCGAGAAAUGGUCCCAGUGUACAUGGUUAUUUGCAAUGCAAAUCAUACAAGCUCAAUGGAAUACCUAUUAUACAAGGAACAAAUGGGUUUGAAAUCGAAUCAGUAUCAUCACAUGCUAUUCAAGUAAAGCAAUCUUCCUGUCCGUCAGUCACGUUAUUAUCACCAUACAGGAUUUUCAAAGAUGUCCAUAAUGGUAGUGUGACAUCAUUGGAUGUUGUCAGUGGCCAGUGUGUGUCUGCAUCAGAUAGUGUUUUAAAAUCUUGGAGUAGUUUAGAUCACGAAAAAGAAAAAGAAGUAACAAUGACUGGACAUUAUGGUGACAUUUAUUGUUGUCGUUGGUUUCCUAGUGUUAAGGUUGUAUUAAGCUGUGGAGCAGAUUUACGGAUCAAAAUUUGGAGUGCUGAUACUGGGGAAUGUGCUGGGACGUUAGUUGGGCAUACAAAAGCUGUUACUGAUUUAGCCAUAAUAGACAGAGGACGAAAUAUUAUAUCUGUUUCAAAAGAUGGAACAUCAAAGUUAUGGCAUGUUGGAAGUGGAAAAGUAAUAGAUGAUCUCAUUAAAGUAAAUCACACAACAUACAUAAAUUGUUGUUCAAUAAUUUCACCAAAAUCUUUAAAUUUAGGAGAACGUAAUAUACCUACUUCUGACACAGAAAUCGGCACAGAUGAUAAAUGCCUAUUAAUUGGUUGUGAAAAUGGAAUGCUUUCAUUGAUUGGUGUGUAUGCACGUAAGAUUCUUGCCACAAAUAACUUAGACUGCCCAGUGAAUGCAUGUCAUUUGAAUGAAGAAGCACAAGUUUAUGUUGGUUGCAAUGACGGGCGUGUUGUUUGGCUAGACGAACAACUAGUAAUUAAACAUUGCAUAUUUGACACAAAUUCACCAGCCCGUUGUCUGUGUUUGUUUAAAGAAUUUGUGGUUUGUGGACAUAGCGAUGGUUCGUGUGUAUUACGGUCGGUCAAUGGCAAAAAGGCAUAUCUGACAGGUACCAAUGCUGAGCCAAUCUAUGAUGUUCGUACAGAUUCAAGGUUUUUGUACACUGCAUGCAGAGAUGGCAUCAUCAGAAAAUAUUUGCCUGAACUGUUGUAAAACUGAGAAAUAAACAUUUUUAUCAACAUGCAACA